Molecule: messenger RNA, 2684 nt
Organism: Oryza brachyantha (malo sina)
Lineage: Eukaryota; Viridiplantae; Streptophyta; Magnoliopsida; Poales; Poaceae
Product: protein PSK SIMULATOR 1-like
Exons: 13
Coding region: 461-2389 (642 amino acids)
Biological process (GO): positive regulation of growth
Source: RefSeq, a predicted model, not a curated record
CUCUGCUACUUGCUCCCUCUUCCUUCCCAUUCAUUCCCAAAUCCACCCAAAAGGCGCAAUCUUUCCUGCCUCCCGAUUCGCGCAAUCCCCGAUCGAUCUGCGCCAGAUUAGAAAUUGGGUCCGACGUACUGACUUGCCCCGCCCGCGGCUCCCUUUGGCUUCUGCAGGUUGCUGGUUUCAUGGAUUGGAGUUGCUGGGACCUCUCUGCGUGGAAACCCUCGUGCUGACCUGAUUCGGUUGGGGUGUGGUUGAUUUGGGUCUUUGUUUGGAGGACUUAAAGAGUCCUUUGGGGGUGGUUCUUGCAGGUUGUGAUUAGGGAAUCCUGGAAGAUUGUGGAAUGGGAUUAUAUAGUUUUCUGUAAAUAGGGCGUGAAGACAGUUCUUUUGUAUACUUUGGUGCACAGAAGGUGAAAAUUUUGGUUAGAACAAGGUGGGGAUCAGGAUUAUUGUGAAGGGAGGGGAUGGGAGGCCUCUGCUCAAGGGUUUCAGCGGUAGACAAGUCUCCGAGUGACACCACGCUUGUUCGGGACCAGAUAGUUGAUCCUGAGCCUGCUGUGAUAAAGGGUGCUAAGCUGCCCGUGUCCGAAGAGGCCACGGUGAAGCGGCUGGAAGAUCAGCAGCAGUCUUUUGCUUUCUUUGAGAGCGUUGUUCCUGGGCUUGCUUACAAUGGUGCAGAUGCUGGUCAGGCAGGAUCUAGGACACCACAACUGGCCCGGACUCUGUCGCAGAAGGUUGGUUUGGGCAAGAAUAAGGCCAGUGCUGCAAAGGUUUCAGAAGUGAGCUCACUUUUAGGAAGGGCUGGUACUGUUGGGUUUGAGAAAGCAGUGGAGGUUCUAGAUACACUUGGUAGUAGCAUGACAAAUUUAAAUACUAGUAGUAGUUUUAUAUCAGGCUCUGCAGCAAAAGGAAACAAAAUAUCUAUUUUGGCUUUCGAGGUGGCAAAUACUAUCGUUAAAGGUUCCAAUCUUAUGCGAGCGCUCUCCAAGGCCAACAUAAAGCACCUCAAAGAGGUGGUGCUUCAUUCAGAAAGCGUUCAACACCUUAUAUCCAAAGAUAUGGAUGAAUUACUCAAGAUUGCAGCAGCCGACAAAAGGGAGGAGUUAGAAAUCUUCUCAAAAGAAGUUAUUCGAUUUGGAAAUCGUUGCAAGAAUCCUCAAUGGCACAGCUUGGAUCGUUACUUUGAAAAAUUGUCAUCGGAACGAAUUCCUCAGCAUCGCUUGAAAGAAGAUGCAGAGUCAGUGAUGCAGCAAUUGAUUGUUUGCGUGCAAUAUACAGCUGAAUUAUAUCAUGAAUUGCAUACUUUGGAUAGAUUUGAACAAGAUUGUCGUCGUAGACAGCAAGAACUGGAUGGUUUGAGUUCAAGAGGUGAUAGUCUGCAUAUGCUAAAGCAGGAUGUCAAGAGUCAAACUAAGCAUGUCAAAGGUCUGAAAAAGAGAUCACUUUGGUCCAAGAAUUUGGAAGAGGUGAUGGAAAAACUUGUCGACAUUGUUCACUUCUUACAUUUGGAGAUUAAUAAUGCCUUUGGCCUUGCUGACAGUGAAGAGCCACAAGAACCAGGUGGUAAACAACACAAUAGAUUGGGACCUGCAGGCCUUGCAUUGCAUUAUGCAAAUAUCAUCAAUCAGAUUGAUACUCUUGUUUCUCGAUCAAGUUCAAUACCUCCCACUACAAGGGAUACAUUAUACCAAGGUUUGCCGCAGACUAUCAAAUCUGCCCUCCGUUCAAAGUUACAAUCCUUUGAAGUCAAAGAAGAGCUGACAGUUUCUCAGAUCAAAGCUGAAAUGGAGAAAACUUUGCGAUGGCUUGUUCCUAUCGCAAAUAACACGACAAAGGCUCACCAUGGCUUCGGUUGGGUUGGAGAGUGGGCAAAUACAGGAUCUGAGAUGAACUACAAGUCAUCAGGGCAGAUGGACUUAACCCGAAUUGAAACACUAUAUCAUGCUGAGAAGGAAAAGGUUGAUGGACAUAUACUUGAGCUUGUUGUAUGGCUUCAUCAUCUCAUCAGUAAAUCCAAAACUGCCAAUGGAGGUAUAAGGUCUCCCAUCAAGUCUCCUGUCCGUUCACCUACACAAAAGGGUAUCACCUUGACGCUAGACAAAUCAAACAAUUCAUCGCCAAUACUCACACAAGAGGAUAAGGAUAUGCUAAGGAAUGUUAAGUUCAGGAAGUUCGUCCCUGGAAUAAGUAAAAGUCAAGAGUUUGACACAAAGUCAAGACAUAGCAAACAGAUCAGACUGAUAAAGAGCAACAGCCAUUCUCCAACCAGUGGCAGUAGGAAAGACUUGCUUUUAGUUCGGAGAUCAUCCAUGCUUCCUGUCAUCGACUUCCAGAUUGAUAGGACCAAAGCUUUGGACUUAAUCGACCGACUUGAUGAUCUGAAAAAACAGUGACGAAUCAUACCUGAAAAUGGGCAGUCAUCUGUCAUCCUGAAAACCAUAGCCCCAGCAAGGACGUCAAAAAUUGGCGUUAAACUGCAGCAAUGCCGCCCGUCUGAGGUGAAGAACUAGCAGUAUGCUAAUUUAUUGGCGCUUCGAGUAACCAGUGGUAGCUCAAAUUGUAUCAUAUACCUUGUACUGAAGAAAAGGAGGAACUGGUGUACAGAAUAUUUGUUUAGUUGAUUCUGCCUGUACAAGAAAUGCAAGUCUGUUCUUUUUUAACAAGAGAGGAUUGUACGCGUUCUGGAAA